AUGCGACCGGCCUUGACUCGAUUGUUGAAGAGGCCCUCCGCGCUCUCGAUAAUCGACAGCCUCGCCGCAUCUUCAAUCGGAAUCGAGCAGUUGGAGUCCCGAUACGCGCGCCUCCGAUGUCAAUCACAAUGUGCCAAUCAAUCCUCAGUAGUCGACGGCAAUGACUCUAGCGUCUCUUACAAGAAAACGAAGGCUCCCUGGCCGUCCAAAUUGAAGAAAAAGUCGCUCAGUUUCUCUGUCCACGAUAUUGAACCCAAUCCUCGAUCCGAAGAACCUUCCUUUUGCGAAAACGACUCCACUCCAGGCCAGGAUUCGGAAUGCUUCGUCAAAUCACUACGACUCAAUCCAGACAAAUUGGAAUUUGAAUCGGAUAUUGGCCACACCAAUGACCUAGGAACACGAUUGGUGGACCUCCCGGAAUACAGGAACAAUUUUGAGCUUUGGGAAGAACUUCUUCGAUACCGCCAGCGCCACCACGGAGACCAGGGUACUCAAGUGAUUUGGGAAGGAUUGACGAACCGUGCAGGUGGAGUGAAAUUGCCGCUUACGGGGAAUCAGGCAGAUUUCUUCUGGCAAAGUUUCGUGGACCUAGGACUGACACGGGAGAUAUUCCUGAAGGAUGUCCUAGAUUACGCAAUAAUCCUUGGUGGCAGUGAUGGCUAUUGCUGGCCGCGGCUUUAUGAGCAGGCUGUUGGUGGUCUUCUGGACCGAGGUAUGAGUAAACAGGCAAUCGAAUGGCAUCGAAAGCUCCAGGAUUCACACCUUGCGAACCCUAGUGAUCUCGUACGGAUUAUUCCAUAUGCCAUUUCACCACCAUCUCUACCUCCCGUCAAUGAUUUGCUCUUAUUUGCCAAUCCCCGUCCUCGGCUACGUUCCAAGCCAUCAUACAUGCGGCUCAAGAUCCUGAAGGCUCUAUGUCGUGGAAUUGACCAUCACAUCUACGGCCCGGUCAUUUUGAAACUCCUGGAGCAAGGCUGGGGGGAAGACGCCUUAGCAAUGCAUGGCUGGCUGGUUGCUCGACAAGACCACCCUCGAUCAUUGCAGGAACUACAGCCCUUAUUGGAAUACACGAGGAAGUAUGCAUCUUGGCAAGAAUAUGACAGCCUUCAAGACUAUGCCCAGAAUAGAUUUCCGUCAUUCUCGCCCGAACAAGACCUGCCACAAAAACCACCAGCAAAAGAGGCCGAUGAAGGAGAUCAGGGAUAUACAAAGUCCAGCCGCUCUGGGAAACAUCAAUACAAAGACAACAUCGCCGCUAGACUGUUUGCUACUCGUGCUCUCAAUUUCGACAUGGUUAUAGGGGGCCUGAGGAUGCUCGGAAUAUCCAAAAUUGGCCCUAGAACUUUACGGGAGAUGGCCGUGCGAGCUCAUGAUAGUCAGGAAAUCCUAGAAAACCUCAAAUUGCUCCGCCAGUCUGGUAUUACCGCCGCCGACAGUGUCUUUGCAAGGCUGGUGCCGAAACUCGCAGCCCAGAAUCGCGAGUUCCUGCUUUCUGACUUGCUUCAAAGUGACCAACACCCUGAUGUUUUGGAGAAUGUAAAGCUGCAAGAAUCACUCUUGGUAUCAUACUACAUGGCUCGCGAUUGGCGCCAGUACAAUGUAUCACUAGCUAUCCUGGGAGAGCAUUUUUCGGAUUCUCCAGGCUUACUAGAUAUUCAUUUCCGCAAACACAUGGCCACCGGGGAGCUUACUGCAGCUUCCAAAGUGGUGGAUGAGCUUACCUUGCUUGGCAAGACCUUGAGCGAAGAUAGCGUGGACUUCAUGGCUGAAAAGCUCCUACCACGUCGCCGGGGGCACCAUAGACCGCACGUGGGAGAAUGCUCACCUGCCCCGAUUACCCAUGACGCAUUGAUGUUUGUAUUCAGGGUUCUCCAGCGUGUUGUUCCCACCGGAUGCUAUGUAAGCCCGGAUUUCUGGGUGGAACUUCUGAAGCGGCUGGGCAUGGGCAACCAUUGGGAUGAACUGCGAGAAUGCUCUUUGUGGCUUGUCAGUCAGUACAGUCAUCGGCCGGAAGAGAGUGGGAAACUCCGGGGAAUUUUCCCUCCCCAGCAAAGGUCUCUGAUCCGAUCGGAUAGUCGGGUGCUUGAUCUCAUUUUUGCCGAGCAGAUGCAACAAGCCAUCGUUUCCUGGGGCUUCAAGUUUCGUGUGACUUGUGACACAGAAGCUAAAAAUUAUUGUGUACACCCUGCCACAGGUGACAAGCUUAUUCCUUGGACUCGAGGCCUCAUACUUCUUCGAGAGCUGGAGGAAGCUGGUCUUACUCUUCAGCCGGGCCCAAUCCGACGUGCGACUCAGAUACGGUUGAACAUAAUAUUUGGAGCUUACUGCCAUUCCGCAGUGCGCUUUAACCGUAUGUUGCGGCGGGUCAAUCCCUACAGUCAAGAUCGAGUGUUUAAAGAUAUCAACCUUGCCUGGGGUAAUUCCCUGUUCCAGGGUGAGGAACAUUUGCAACCGGAGAAGCUCCUGAAUCCUACUCGCACAAACAUGUCGCGGAGGAAGUCAGGCAGUGUCUUAUUGUCACGAAGACCACCUCGGUGA
Penicillium longicatenatum is the source of this 2538-nucleotide messenger RNA. RefSeq lists its product as uncharacterized. The coding region runs from base 1 to 2538 and encodes 845 amino acids. Lineage: Eukaryota; Fungi; Ascomycota; Eurotiomycetes; Eurotiales; Aspergillaceae. The transcript has a single exon. The record is from RefSeq and is a predicted model, not a curated record.